Messenger RNA from Odocoileus virginianus texanus, 1478 nucleotides. It is a transcript of the gene ZNF784, whose product is annotated as zinc finger protein 784. Gene Ontology annotation, cellular component: nucleoplasm. Gene Ontology annotation, biological process: regulation of transcription by RNA polymerase II. Gene Ontology annotation, molecular function: DNA-binding transcription repressor activity, RNA polymerase II-specific; RNA polymerase II cis-regulatory region sequence-specific DNA binding. The record is from RefSeq and is a predicted model, not a curated record. NCBI's taxonomy places the organism in Eukaryota, Metazoa, Chordata, Mammalia, Artiodactyla, Cervidae.
AUGGCCGCCGCGCGCCCGGAACCCCCAAGUCCGAGCUCAGCGGCCCCGGAGCCACGAUCCCCGGAGCCUCCGGACCUGGUCCUGGUACCUGAUGAUGGCCGCCCAGCCACUCCCCCGAGUGACCUCAUCGAGAUCCAGGUGGUGAAGGUGACGGACACCACGCUGGUCCCCGAGCCCCCGGAGCCAGGUUCUCUGCACUGUGCCUUGUGCCCGGCUGCCUUCCGACUGGUCUCCGAGCUGCUAUUCCACGAACAUGGUCACCUGGCGGGGGCUGAGGGUGGCGGGCAGGGUGGGGACCCCAGCCGGUGUCAUGUGUGUGGCCACAGCUGCCCAGGCCCCGCCAGCCUCCGUGCCCACUAUAGCCUGCACACGGGUGAGCGGCCCUACCGCUGCGCCCUCUGCCCCCGGGCCUUCAAGGCCCUGGCCCCUCUGCUGCGGCACCAGCACCGACACGGGGUGGAGCCGGGGGCCCCUCGGAGGCUCCCGGAGGCGGCGGCGGCGGCAACUCGAGAGCAGCGGCCCUGGGCGCCCCCGGAGAGGUCGGAGGUGGUGCUGGCGGCGGCAGCGGCGGGCGCGGCGGUGGGGAAGCCCUUCGCCUGCAGGUUCUGCGCCAAGCCGUUCCGCCGCUCCUCAGACAUGCGAGACCACGAGCGUGUGCACACGGGCGAGCGGCCCUACCACUGCGGCGUGUGCGGCAAGGGCUUCACCCAGUCCUCGGUGCUCAGCGGCCACGCGCGCAUCCACACCGGCGAGCGCCCCUUCCGCUGCAGCCUCUGCGACCGCACUUUCAACAACUCCUCCAACUUCCGCAAGCACCAGCGCACCCACAUCCACGGGCCGGGGCCGGGGGACUCUGGAGGCCCGUUGGCACCGGGGGCCGAGGGGCCGGGGAGCGGGUGUGGGGCAGGGAACCCUCUGGGAGAGGGGCGUGGGGAGAUGGCCAAAGUGAAGGUGGAGGUCGACCAGUAGUCUGGGAGAGCCGGCACGUCGCUGCAGGGGAUGGGUGGGUGAGCGAAAGAGGCCAGGGAGGACGAGGAGAGGUUCGGGGCGGAAUGACGUCACAGCACACAGAGAUGGCCACGAGCGCCCGCGUGGGAGAGUGCACAGACAGCCGGGAUCAGGACGCUCACAAGUCACACAGCCCCUGCGUGAGGUUCGGAGAAAGGCACGGCAGCAGCCCUGUGGGUGCUAGGAACCUGGGCUGGAUGUCACGGCCUCCUUCACCUCCCCGACAGCUUGUCCUUGCACAAGACAUCGCUUGUCGCAGCAGAGCCUGGGCACUUCUUGGGGUGGGGGGGAUCCAGGCUGGACCCUUUCACCUACCUCACUGGAUCAUACUGACCCUAAGAUUGCCCACCUGUCCUCAGUCUGCCAGCCGGAUCCUCCAAUAAAGCUGGGACCCUGUCUCCUCAAAGCCAGAGGGUCCCUAAGUCACAAUGUCAAGGAUGGAAGCCUGACCCUAAGGAUUUUGACGCCAG